AGUCGAAACGUCGCGAUCUACAUCUAAAGUGACUACAUCGUGUGACAAACGAUAAUACAUUUUAUUAUUGCAUCUUCCACGAUGAACAACAACACCCUUUUCCUCGAUACCUGAUAACAUGUCGGAUAAAACUUAUCAAAUGUCACGCAAUCGCUUUUCCGCGGUCAUCUUCAAAUUCUAUUUGCGACGAUUCUUGCUUUUUUCAACAUCUGAGGUGUUUGUCUCAGUAGUCAUAGAUUUUUAACAGUGUUGUAGUUUGAACUCGUACAUGGCUCACUUGAGAGUCGUACAGGGGGGUCUCUGGCACGGUUCACGAACGGAAAAAAUAGAGGAUCACGGAUCACGGAUAUAAAAAUUUCGUUUCCCUGAAUCACGAAAAUAAGCAAGUAAGAUACUCUUUUUGAUGACCUGUUCUCAUAGUAGAAGCUGUGUUUGAAGAAAGUAAAAUCGCGAAUGGCAAAGUCCAGGCUCCAUUUUGCAAAUCGCAUACCUAAGUCACUCUUGAUAGACGACUCUAACCAUUCGGAGGACUUGCGUCAUAAAAUCCCGUAGAAUAGAGUGGUAAAAUCGCGAAUAUCGGUUAGUAAUUCAGGUUCUUCACAAGUCACGCAAAACGUUUAGGUCACGAGUCACGAAGAAUGAUUUCCUAAAUUUACGUUUCCCGGAAAAUAAAAUCAGCUAAUCACACAUCACGAGAAUACCCCUGUACGAACCUCACAUGAACAUUGCUUAUUAAUAUGGCAGGCUUUCGUGGACCGACCCGUUCCGAAAACGAUCGACAUCUUUGUAUGUAAGAUGAACGUUUAGCGCGUGAUUCUUCCGAGGAUUUCUUCACAAAACACAAGUGGUCGGGACUGGAACCAACGCGCACUACCAAUCCCCCUUGGUAGUGCUCGAACACUCGACCGUCACGUGAUAACUAUGUUCUGCGCCUGUUCGCUCGUUCGAAGGUUCAGCUGUGUCGUGUUUCAAAUUUUGUUCUUUUCCUGCCAAGAAGGUAAGCAUCAAAUAUCCGUAACACUUUAAACUGAUAACCAUUAUACUAAAGAACCGUUUUACGGUUUAUAUCCCCCUUGACUGUUUACUAGUAAGCUUGAUUCAAUGAUGGAAUCUCUCUCGGCUGUCGUGUGAUUUUCGAGCGAUUUGUUUCAGUUCAGAGCAGUUAAGAAUUUAAUCGCUGUCUUUAUAGCUUAUAUCCCUGAUGGGAACAUGCCUUCGAAGUAGAUUUAUCGUGGUAAACAGGCGCAUCAGCGGGUUAGCGAGAUACACGAACGCGCGCGCGAAGUUCGAGGCAUCAAGUUCCUCGCCUUCCGCUUCGCGCGCGCGCUCGUGUAUCGCGCUAGCCCGCCUGUUCUGCAGGUUUUGAUCACUCAGAAGAUCAUAAUGCAAUGCGCCGCCAUCUUGAAAAUUUGGAGCUGGAACACAUGGCUCCACGGCUUCCGGAUUUGGAGCUGAAACACAUGGCUCCACGGCUUCUGGAUUAUGUGAAUAUGGAAAGAAUGCACAAUGGCAACAUUGACAGUGGUGGAAAACCUUACAAAUGUGUUCACUGUACCAAACGUUUUAAAAAGGCAGACUAUUUGCAAGAACACCUUAAAAUUCACAGUGAUGAGAGACCCUACAAAUGUACUCAAUGUGACAAAGGCUUUAGGCAAUCAGCAGGUUUAUAUUUACACUUGAAGAUUCACAGUGGUGUGAAACCCUAUAAAUGUACUCAGUGUGACAGGUGUUUUAGUCGGUCAUCCAGUUUGAGACAACACAUGAUGAUACACAGUGGUAAGAAACCCUACAAAUGUACUCAGUGCGACAAAUGCUUCAAGCAACCAGCAGGUUUAUAUUCACACUUAAAGACUCACAGUGGUACCCAUAAGAAACUGUUUAAAUGCACUCAGUGUGGGAAGUGUUUCCACCAUGCAGGUAAUUUGAGAUAUCACCUAAGAAUUCACAGUGGUGAGAAACCCUUUAAAUGUACUCAAUGUGACAAAAGCUUUAGAACUGUGGGAAAUUUGAAUAGUCACCUGCAAAUUCACAGUAAGAAACUCUUUAAGUGUACCCCAUGUGACAGGCGUUUUAGUCACUCAGCCAGUUUGCAAGGUCACAAGAUGAUAAAGUGUUGUCAUUGUGACAGUCUUUUUAGGCGGUCAGGCAAUUUGCAACGUCACAUGAUGAUACACAGUGGUGAGAAACCCUUCAAAUGUACUCAAUGUGACAAAAGCUUUAGUACUGUGGGAAAUUUGAAUACUCACGUGCGAAGUCACAGUGGUUUGAAAUCGUUCAAAUGUACUCAAUGUGACAAAUGCUUAAGUACUGUGGGAAGUUUGAAUAGACACCUGCAAAUUCACAGUGGCGAGAAACCCUUCAAAUGUUCUCAAUGUGGCAGGUGUUUUAUUCAGUCAGGCAGUUUGCAACGUCACAUGAUGAUGCACAGUGGAGAGAAACCCUUCAGAUGUACUCAAUGUGACAAAAACUUUGCUACUGUGGGAUGUUUGAAUAGACACCUGCAAAUUCACAGUGGCUUGAAACCCUUCAAAUGCACGCAAUGUGACAGCUGUUUUGGUCGGUCUGCCCAUUUGAAAUAUCACAUGAUGAUACACAGUGGUGUAAGACCCUUUAAAUGUACUCAAUGUGUCAAAAGCUUUGUAACUGUGGGAGAUUUGACUAGACACCUGCGAAUUCACAGUGGUGUGAAACCCUUCAUAUGUACUCAAUGUGACAAAGGCUUUAUAGCUGUGGGAGAUUUGAAUAGACAUCUGCGCACUCACAGUGACGACAAAGCCUUCAUAUGUACCCAUUGUGAGAAGUGCUUCACUCGAAAGGAACAUCUCUUGUCUCAUGGUAAAUCAUUUCACAGUGAUUUACCUGGUUAGCCAAUCUGGCAAAAGCUUUAAAGAUGACAGUUGUUUGAAAAGACACAAGUGUAAGGAGCUUUUCUUAGAAGAUCGGGAGAAAUGUACUCGUUAGAUGUGCGGGGACGAUUGUCACAACUGUUGAGAAAGUCAUUAUCAUUUGUACAAACAUGGAAUCCGAAAAGAGUAAACUGGUGAUGUUCUGCUGUGGUAAAAACGUUGGUGGAUUAGUAAUGAGAACUCUCAGCUGUAAAAGGAACGAUUUAGUUUUAAAGUGAAGUGUGCUGACAAAUCAAGAAUCACGUUUAUUUGAAGAGCGUGUUCUUCGGUAUACGAGUGUGAUAAACUUCACGCAACAGCGAAGUUUGUGUAAUCAUAGGGAAUCUGUCAAACAUUGUCAGCGUAGUGAAAACCUGUCUUAGUAAAUGAGCCUGGUGGAUGGGCGGGGCACUUCCAUAUGUCGGAAAUGUUAAAAUUAAUCACCUAAAGUAGUCUAAUCUGGUCGUUGUUGUAGCAGUUGUUGACCUUAAAAUAGAUGCCACUUUAAACAAGCAAAAAUGAUAAAAGCUGCCAUGAUUUCGAUGAUGCCAAAGGCGUGACGAUGGUUACUUUUUGAUGGCAAGACCACAAAAUAAGCAAUUUAAGCAUGGUGGCGCUUCUUUACUUUUUAAAUGCUAAAAUGUUUGGAGUUUUGUCCUAAACGCCUUAACUGAGACCAUACGUUUCUAAGUUGCACCCAUUAAGCAAGACGACAAACGUGUUGUCUCUUAGAUAUGAGAGUACCAACCCCCCCCCCAAUCCAUCGAGAUCCCCUUCACCACCCCAGCUAACUAAGACCUUGAUACUUAAAGACUGACUUAAAGAUUGUUUAUGAGUAGAGUCCUUUCUUUAAGAAAAGAAAGACUCUAUAAGAAAUGAGAAAACUAACUUGACUUAUAUUUUGACUUUUAGCGUUUUUAUCUGGCGUAGAUUAACACAAAAACAUGAUUAAGCAAAAAAGUUAAAAGUAUAUUGUAUCCUUUUUUAGUGUUGUUUUGAUAUAGGUUAUGGAGUGGGAUUGCAGUGUAGGUUUAGGUUUGUUUUGUUAUUAGAUUUAUCUAAAACCUUAUCGCAGCAAUGCUCGGGUUCGUUGAAUCAUUUACUUGUACAUGAUUAAAUUGUUUUGUGUACAGAUGUAUCUUUGUUAGGUUUUAGGAUGCUACAUUUCUAUAAUAUAUAGUACUGUAUUUCCUCUGCAAAGCUGAUGCCAUUGUUAGUAGUAAUCAACUAUCAUAUUGAGUAGGGUUUCAGAUUUUCCCUCGGUUGUAUUUCAUGCAGAAGCAGAGUUGUCUACGGAAUUAGGUUUUGUUUCGGAGGGGAAGGUUACUUCCCGUUAUGCGAUAUACAGAUAAACAUAUUGCCAUGAUGAUAUGACCACGGGUUCAGUAGAAACGAUAACAAACUGACAGGAACAAGGAGUAACAUUUUUAUCGAUUUAUAAUAAAAUAUGCCAGCACACAGCGUUAAUUGUGUUGAGGUAAUAAAGUUCUCUUGUAUAUAAAGUAAAUUCCUAGAUACAAUACUGUUAAACACGGUAAACAUGGCAUCAGAUAUUUAGACACCUUCCUGUAAAACAGGUUAAGAUCAGAACCACGCGAUGAGGCCCCUCUACAGACGUUCAAAAAGGCUGUGCGUACUCUUGAUGUGCAGAGCCCGCUGGACGGUGCAUGUUGCUUUUGUAUAUGUUUAUCUAGAACAGUGUCUCCAAUUAGCCUCCUAG
Molecule: messenger RNA, 4605 nt
Organism: Orbicella faveolata
Lineage: Eukaryota; Metazoa; Cnidaria; Anthozoa; Scleractinia; Merulinidae
Biological process (GO): regulation of transcription by RNA polymerase II
Cellular component (GO): nucleus
Molecular function (GO): DNA-binding transcription activator activity, RNA polymerase II-specific; RNA polymerase II cis-regulatory region sequence-specific DNA binding
Source: RefSeq, a predicted model, not a curated record